AUCUUCAUCUCCCACGAGAAAUCCCACGGCCAUCAGUGAACACAAGCCCUCCAGCAGCGUGGUGUGUCCACAUAGCACUCUCAGCUUCAUUAAGGCGCCGUCUGGAAACAGGAGGGGAUUUAGGCUAGAGACUCAGGCUUCUCCUUGGGCUACCCUGACAGAAGUAUCUAAUGACUCAGAGAACUUCAAACUCUUUGAAGCCAAGGGCACACAAGUAUGUGUGUUAAAUUUUUCCUGUUUUUGGAAACAUGUUGGUUGUCUUUAUAAUCACACUUUUUAUUCACAAAACAAUGUUUAUUACUUACUGUUGAAAAGGAUGUCAAUGGAAUGAAAUAAGAAUUGUGAUUAAUCUCAUAAUUUCAUUUGUCUUUAGAAAGCAUAAUGGAAAAUUAAGCAUUAAGAUUAUACAAUUCUGUAAAUGUGAUAAUAAAUCCUAAACAUUAUUUAAUACAUGAACAGCUCUAAAUAUAUUUUGUAUUUUUUUUUUCCUCAUUUUUUUUUUUCCAAUUCCCCUCUUGUGUCUUAAUCUGAAAACUUUCCGUCUCUUUCUUUUACAUUUUUCUUCUGAGAUUUAUUUUCAUUUUUCUUCUGUGUCAUUCAUUUUUCAAUACUCAGUAAAAAUCCUUAUUUUAUCGAACAUGUAUUUAGCCUUGAAAAACGGUUGAAUAGUCUAGCUGUUUUCAUGUUUUAUUCGCAUUAUAACGCUACCAAGUGGUGAAUCGCCCCGUAUUUUUUGUGUGACUACAGAAUGAGCUCAUACAUGAGUAUAACAAGUUUGGUGAAAAUAUCUUAUCGAAGCCCAAAGUAGGCCUAAAUGUUCACUCAAACAUAAAGGCGGAGAAUACACACUAGCACCUCCCACGCACGCCUCUAUUGAGCCAACCUUCACUCUCCUCUAAGCUUGAGGACUCGAAGGUAACUUUGAGAAGACUGCUGAAAAGUUAAUAGUAACUCAUUGUAGUCGUUCAAUAAAAUAAUAGUUCAAAAAUGAACGACAUGAAGUCUGAAUCUGAAGCAGCAGCUCGUGGAUUGAAGUCUUCAGUGUGACGCGCAACGCGAAAUCCAAAUGGACAGGACGCGCAGGUUCAUUUUGGGAAUAAUCACAGCUGUUGUCCUAUGCAAAUACUCCCAGGCUGAAUGGAAUACCACAAAAGCACCAGCGAAUAGGACUGUGUCCUGCAGGCACCAUGACAACAGCAGCAAUUGCACAGAUUCAAAAGAUGACCACACUUGGGGUGGGCACUUCUCGGAGUGUCCAAAAGAAUACCAGCAUUACUGUAUCCAAGGCGUUUGCCGUUUUGUGAAAGAGCAAAACACUCCUUCAUGCAGAUGUGAAACAGGAUAUAUUGGGACAAGGUGUGAAUAUCUUGAUCUUGAUUUUCAUGUGGGAGAACGAAGAAAAAUAGUCAUCGCAUGUGUGGUCGCAGGAUUGGUCUUUCUGAUUCUGCUCAUCAUCUUCAUAUGCGUCUGUACACAUAAACGUUAUAAACCAUGUAGAAAGAAGAAGAGAAAAAAGGAAACAAGUGAUGAAGAGGCAAAACUCAGUUCACUAAACACACAUGAAGCUUUAGCUGCACCAGUCGACACAUCUGACACUAAUGCUGUAUGAAUGAAACAGUGAAGUGAUCCUGCCAGGGUUGGUAAUGGCCUGGAAAUGUGGACUUGCAGAGUGAUGAAAGUAGUGCUUUACAGCAAUCCUGUGUGUACUUUAAAAGAAUUUGGGAGAUAUGUUGUGUCAGGCAACCUUUGCCAUUCUGUGUGCUACUGUUUACCUCAUUCUUCAUGCCACAAAUGAUUUUCACACUUUUCAGGAAAAAGUGUAGAUGAACUGAACAAAUAUGCCUUCAGAGUGGCUGUAAUGACAAAGUGUAUCAUAAUUCAAAUAUAUGAAAACAAACAAAGCCUAUCCAUGUUGGUUUAGAUAUAGGCCUAUUUAUACUGCAUAUGAAGCACAGAAUAUUGAAAAAAGUUUCCGUAUAAUAAUAAAUUGAAAAUUAAAUAAUAAAUUGUCAUAUUGACAGUUUCAACUGUUUCUGGAAGUAGUUCUCCUGACAUUGACGGACCAAAAUCUACUCUUAACUUUGAUUUAUUUAUUAACAUGUAAAUAGAAAAGAUUUUGCUUUCUUUGAUUUUAAAAGAAUAUAUUAAGUAAAUUUUGGAGAAAAAUUACCAUGUACAAUGUAUUUUUGUUUUCUUUAUUGAGCUUUUUUGACAGAAGUAUUAGCCAUAAUAAAUAAAAAAAAAAAAGUUUUACAAUCAUAUGUUUGGUCAAAAAUAUUUAGUGACAACAAAAACUUUUUUUUUUUUUCAUGAAAAAUGAGAAUAACUUUAUAUAUUUGUGUUUUGUUAAGUACAGUUUGGAAAGAUUUAAUUUGUUGAUGUAAAGUUAGAUAUAUGUUGCACAUGCUGUUCAGAUUUGUAUUGUAAGCACUUAACGUUUUUGAGAUUUUCUUUAAAUGCAAAGCUGUAUUUACUUUAUACCAUACAAUGUCUUUAUAAAGUAAUUCACCUGAGUAUUUUUAUUUCUCUUAUGUUAUAUUACACAAGAAAGUUUGAUUUUCAGUGGGUUUUAUGAGAUGGAUUUUUGUGAUAUUAAAAUGCUUGCAUUAUGUUCUGUAAACAAGGUGAAUAUGGCAUAUAAGCUGAUUAUUUUUCACGCCAAGGUGGAAAAUGUCCAUGGAAUGUGCAAAGGUGCUUAGUUAGAAUAAACUGUCUACCAACCCUGCUUCCAAGAAA
Ctenopharyngodon idella (grass carp) is the source of this 2736-nucleotide messenger RNA. It is a transcript of the gene btc, whose product is annotated as betacellulin, epidermal growth factor family member. Lineage: Eukaryota; Metazoa; Chordata; Actinopteri; Cypriniformes; Xenocyprididae. Gene Ontology annotation, biological process: epidermal growth factor receptor signaling pathway; positive regulation of mitotic nuclear division; positive regulation of cell population proliferation. The record is from RefSeq and is a predicted model, not a curated record.